This is a messenger RNA of Cucurbitaria berberidis CBS 394.84, 2481 nucleotides long. RefSeq lists its product as uncharacterized. The record is from RefSeq and is a predicted model, not a curated record. Lineage: Eukaryota; Fungi; Ascomycota; Dothideomycetes; Pleosporales; Cucurbitariaceae. The transcript has a single exon. The coding region runs from base 1 to 2481 and encodes 826 amino acids.
AUGCCACCUUCGAUCAUCUCCAUAAGUUCCGUCGACUCAGAUACUGUGGUCUCUGAGUGUGUCCGUACUCCGCCUUCUUCCAAUGAGCUUGCAUCUCCCGACCACAACCACCGCGCUACUGUCGACGGCAAUAGCACGCACGUCAAGACUAGAACUGCAGAUGGUACUGCAGCCUGGAUUACAAGCGACUUUCCCUUAGUUCAGGUUUCUAGAGAUCUCGCCGAGCAGUAUGUGCGCAAAGCCAUGCCUCAGAUCGCGAAUUUCGAGGCGCUGAGGGAGGGCGUGGAAACCGUGCAGUGUACUCAACCGGAGACUGGCAAGAAACAGAAAUUGUUGAACGAGGUUGAGCAAGUCUUGGACGGAUUGUAUGCUUGCGUACAUGCGGCGAAGGACCAAUGCCAUAUUCCACGCGAGUUUGCAUAUUAUGAUCGAUCUAAGAUAACGGGUCACCACAGCCACGAACAUACCGAAGGACAUGCGAAGACCAAGUGGACGAAGGACAACGUCAUUAACCAGUCCCGUCAAAUCUUACCUGAGUGUCACACUCAACCUCAAUCCACUGUCCCCCCAGUGCAGAAGCCGGAGCAUGCAACAGAGGAGAUCGCUACUGUCAACUUCUCUUCACUAACCAAGGAGGAGAAAGCCCACCGUCUCCUGCCACUGUUGCAUCGCAAAGGUUUGAAGGUUCCGAAGGCCGGAGCUGAACUCCAGAAGAAGUCUGCGCCUUUCGCGUCUGCUAAUGUCAAGAGCAAAGCCUUGUCAGUCGCAAGUGGACAAAAGGCCUAUGAAGAGAAGCAGUUCAAGAGCAAGAAGCGGAGCGCAGUCGGUCUCCAGACCGCCAACCGGAAUCCCGAUACCAGAACAACCAGUCCCGAAAUCUGCCCAGGGGAUCCGAGCAGUCAGUUCAGCUCGCUAGCCAAGAAUUUUGCUACGCUUGAAGGUGCCCCAAUUUGGCGAGACAGGUUCUCUCCCAAGCUCAAGACACUCGAGCAUGCUCAAAGGCAGACCUGCAGCAUGGAACAGUUGCAUGACAUCGUCUCCCGGAACAUUCAGUCUAUCGCCAUUCCCGACACUCAUCGCGGGGACGUGUGUAUGAAUGCCACGCCUCGAAAGUGGAUCACAAAGCCUCCAGUAGUCAUUACCGAUGCUUCUCGGUAUGCAGAUGCUUUCAGCGAUUACAUGGACUACACCCACCAUGACUUUCUAGAAUCUGAGGCUAGCCAGAUUCUGGCCUUGUAUGAUGGCGAUUUCGAUUAUGCAAAGUCGUUAUAUCGAGAUCUCGGAUACAGGGGAUUACUAUCUCUCCUUCGUGCAAACCGUUUGAAGAUGGCAACUGCAGAGGCGGAAGAGACCGCUGAUAGUGACUACGGGGAUGGUCUGUCACAGGAGGAUGGCAACGCUGUCAUCGAACUGUGCCGCGGCUGUCUAACCGGCUGUGAUUCAUGCUGUCCGGUUCAGGAGGAAGAAAUCAACAUCCGGAGCUGCAACUGUGAUAUCGAAUACGGAACACAUUCUACUGACCACUGUGUCGAUUGUAGCGAACCUGGACUUCAAACAAAGCCCUUCAACAAGAUCGACAAGUCAACCUUCACUAAUGCCGCACACAACAUGGAAUCACAUAGCAAUGUUGAACACCUAGUCCUCUUGGAAUGUCGCCAUUGCGGCACUAUCUUCUGCCCUGACGCUGCGGAUAUGUGUACUGGGUGCGGUGAUGCCUCAGGGCUACAGAGCUAUCAGACCGCUGCUGAAUCCAUACCUGACAUUGGCUCUGACCCUGGAAAGCAUGUAGGGGUUAUACCGACCCAUGAUAAUAGUACACGCAAAGACUAUUCUGGAGACCUACGUCACUUUGGGCUUAGCAACAAAGGCGUUGCAAAUCGUUCCCGUGGUGGUACCGGCACAGGUAACAGCCAGAGUGGAAAUGACAACAAGUGCACCCGCUGCGAAGAGAAAGUGUGCCACUGUACUGUCUGGGAAGCUGGUGACAAUCUCAAUCGCCAUGAGGAGACCACCCCAGACAACGACAGUUGGUGGGGCGUUUCACGUCCAAGUUCUUUCGCUGGGUGGGUCCACGAUCCACCACGAGAGCCUUCAGGCUCCGAUUGGGGUACCCAGGAAGCCAGCGCUCCCAAGCCAGGGAUCUCAAUCCCAACUAGCUAUACCGUCACAUAUUGGGCUACCAUCGAGUCCAGCAACCAGACCAUUCACGUCCCGAUCGACAGCACCAAUGUCUGUGGCUCCGAAAAGACUAUUAUUGAUGGUGAAUCAUGCGGCAUGAAGAAAAUCUGGAAGUGGGUGCAAGAGAAAGGUCUUGGCGACAAAAUUGGUUUGCAGGAUGCAUUCGAUCUAGCCAAGGAUAUGUACGGAGAGGUUGAGAAGACCAUCAACCCGCAAGAUGAGAAGCAUGCUCAGCAUACUUCACGGGCUGAACAUGAUGGUUGGAACAUGGGUUCAUUACCCCCAUAUGUUUGGGGUACGUAA